CUCAGCUCACACACCCCAAGCCCCCACGGCAUCCAUCUCUGCCCACCAGAUCAGUCAGCCUGAACAAGACAUCCGUCCACUGAGUCAGCACAGACCAGUAGGUGCCCUCAUCCGUUGGAUUGAAGAAAGCCAGACACUCCGCUGCGGUCAUUUCCCCCUCGGAUGAGGCAGCACUGACCACCUCACCUUGACCCAGCUGCAGCCACGAGCUCGCCACCAGAGCCUCACCGUGUCUCUCCCUCUCUAGCAGCUCAUCGAGCGUCAUGUUCAUCAGCCGCUCAUACCUUGAACGCAGUGGGGGCCUCUCGCUCUCGGGCAAGAAAAUCUCCAGGGCAAAGGAGUAGCUCUUGAGCGUGUCAUAGGCGAAAUCAAGGCCGCUCCCCGGGCAGUCGCCCCCAUUGAGAAUGGCGGCUGGUCCGAAGGGCACCUUGACGGUGGCCGAUGAGAGCUGCCUGAGCCAGGUGUGCAUCUUCUGCGCGCCCCAGGAGAGGGCGGCGCUGCGCGAGAAGGCAUACGGAUGAUAAAGUCCCAUAUUGCCGCUGCCAACACGCAGAGAGGGAGAGAGACACAUGUAAUGAAGCUCCCGCCUCCUCUCUCAGCCUCCCAACCUGUGAAUGGUCGCCAUUACUCUCGGCCUGAAGGUCGUCAGCACAUCCCGAAACAGCCGCGUCUCAGCCUCGCUGAACGCGUUGGGGCCUCCCCAUUCCACAUCAUUGCAACUGCCGUGUUCCCUCCAGUGGCUGUCCCAGUUGCGGUUCAAGUCCACCCGAUUUGGGUUCGCCCGGAUGCAGUAAUCGCCUGUCUCCACUUUCUCCCGUGACCGUGGGUUAGAGUUGACCAAGAUGCGGAAAGAGGUGGUCCGCAGUGCAUCAGCCGCUUGUUGCAAAAGGGCCUGGGGCAGUGAGGCCGACGUGUCGUUGCAGAGGAGUCUCACGACAAAGAGGCCUGCACAUCACAUCACAGGCACCACCAGAGACAGUGAGGAUGCCGCGGCAUUGCCGCCAAGCACCGACACUUACAUACCCAUCUCGGACGAUAUCAGCUCCCUUGCAUGUUCGCCGAAGAAGAGGAAAGCGCGAUUUGGCGUGUCCUUGGCUGCGCUGAUGUCCGCCACAUCAAUGACAAGAUGAUCAUCAGCCCUCUGCUGAUGCAGAUUGAGAUGUGGUCACGAGCCGUUGAGCCGCAUGAGCUCUUGAUGCAGCUGCGCUGCCGUGUGGUAGAAGGGCAGCCUUUGCAGAAGGGCGGCUGAUGUCGCUGAGGAGCCAUUCGAUAAGUCGAUGACGUCGGCCCGGGGAUGUGCUUAUGCAAUGGCCUUUGUUGGGGCUGCAGGCUCGAUGGCCAUCCAUGGGCGGCAAGUGUCCAAAGCAAUGGUAAGAAG
Molecule: messenger RNA, 1378 nt
Organism: Vitrella brassicaformis
Lineage: Eukaryota; Vitrellaceae
Source: the annotation of a GenBank genome assembly